AUGGAGUCUCUCGUUGUGACUCUGGCUUCCUGUGCUGGCGUCGUCUUAUUGUUGCAAUACAACUGCGCUACAGUUCCCGUGGCAGCUGGAUGCGGCGUCGCCUUCUAUGUUCUGGGAACAAUCGUACGCAAGAUUGGAUGGGCGCUGAUAUAUCCUUUCUACUUCUCUAAAUUGCGAAAUGUCCCAGGGCCAGAGGAUAACCAAUUUCUCGUCGGUCAAGCUAUCCGCUUGCUGAAAGCCGCCGGUCCAAACGACUUGUUUCUCGAGUGGGUGCGCAAAUGGCCCGACGCGCCCUUCAUUCGGUACCUUAGCUUCGGCAACUCAGAAGUUCUUCUAGUAAAUAGCCUAGAAGCAGCUCGUGAGGUGCUUCAGGUAUAUGCAUAUUCGUUUGUGAAGCCGAGCUUCCAGGAGAAGCUAGUGGGCGAGAUGAUGGGCACUGGGCUCUUGUUUGGGGUAGGGGAGGCGCAUAGGCAGCUGAGAAGGAUCAUGGUUGGACCCCUUUCGAAGCCCAACGUGCGAAAAAUGCUGCCAAUCUUCCAGGACAAAGCCAAGGAACUAUCUGACAUACUUGACAAGGCGAUAGAAGGGGAGGACAGGGGAGUAGUUGAAGUUGAAUCUUUAUUCAAUCGAACAGCCUUCAAAGUCAUCAGCACCGCGCUCCUCGGAAGGGAUAUCACCAACUUUAGGUCCAAAAGCUCGCAACUCACUUUUGAACAAAGCUACAAGGGAAUCCUCGACCCGCCGUUUCUGGGGAAACUCAUCAUGUUUAUCAAUCCGUUUAUUCCGCUGCGAUGGCUCCCUGUUGAGGCGAAUCUCGCCUUCAUCCGGGCUAAUACUUCCAUGAGGACGAUGCUGGCUGAGCUCAUCCAAGAGCGCGUGCAACAGAUGCGACUUCAGCAGAGCGAUGAAAAGCCGGAGAAGAAGGAUUUUCUCACGAAUAUGAUUGAGGCGAACUUUUCUGAGGGAAAGGGAGUCUCGGAGCAAGUACUGAUUGAUACGGUCGUCCAAUGCAUCUCUGCUGGCCACGAAACCACAGCAGGGACUCUCACCUGGAUCACAUACGCACUCAUCAGGUAUCCAGAAAUCCAGAAGCGACUUCGCCAAGAGAUCGUUUCAGCCCAACAGAAGCAACCGGAGCUCAGUGCUGCAGCCAUCGACAGUAUCCCCUACCUCAACAACGUCGUAAGUGAGAGUCUACGACUCUAUUCGCCGGCCCUCUCCGCCCCAUGGGAAACCGGCGAAGACGUUGUAAUUGCAGGCGUCGCCAUCCCUAAAGGAACCACCGUCACAACGAUUACCGCCAUGAUUCACUACAACCCGUCCAUCUGGGGAGAAGAUGUCAAUGUCUUCAACCCAGAUCGAUGGGACGCAGUGACUGGAGCCGUGGCGAAUCCGUUUGCUAUCGAGGCUUUCAUCAACGGCCCGAGAACGUGUCCCGGAAGAGCAUUGGCCCUGCUGGAGAUUAAGACGAUCAUUGUCGAGUUGCUCAGUCAUUUCUCCCUGGAAGCUGUAAAUGGCGCGGACGUGGACGCUCUCAUUGCUCCAAUCGGCAUCUGCGAUGGCGAGAAGCCCCUCUGCGGCAAUUGCCAGGCCCAUCGGUUUGUCUGUCACUACGAAGUAGCUCGACCUGCGCGGCGGCAGAAAUACUGGGACCGUGACUAUGUGCAAGCCCUUGAGGACCAGGUCCGGAUGCUGUCUGCAUCCCUGGACCAGUCCAAGGAUACAGGCCCUUUGGAAUCGUCGCGUCGAGUCCGUCAGUUGUCGCCUUCAGAGGCAGCAAACCGUCUGCCUUAUGGGCCAAAGACGCUCAAAGCGCUACACGACUUCAGCUCUAUGAAAUGGGCCUCCCUCCUUGGCCAGGACGGCGCACCGCUUCUCGCUGGCCCAGGCCGAUUCUCCAUCUUCUCGAGGACGCAGCUGCCCACGUUUGAAAACGAGUCCCAGCCGUCGCCGGCACCGAAACCGAUCCCAUCGACUGAGACGUUCUUGCUAGAGAUUGAAGCCAAUUUGAGCCUGAAGCAACAUUUAAAGGCACACUUCCUCGAGAAUCUAAAUCCUUUCUACAAGUUUGUCGACCCCAUCUGGCUCAACUUCUCUGACCUAUUCCCCCACAACGACACAGCGUUGCAACUGCUCUACAGCGCUCUCUUUGGCGCUGCAGCACAUUCGUCGCCCAUGGCCAGCAAAGAGAUGGCGGAAACAUUCAUUUCAUACGCAGAGAGCCUCGUUCAAAAGUGCUAUCUAGAGCACUUGUGCCUCCCUGUGCUGCAAGCUCUGGUCAUUCUUGCUUGGUACAAGCAUAUGCAGCUGGAUUCUGCCAAAGGUCAUCUAUACCACUACAUGGCCAUUGGUCUAUCCAACCAUCUAAAAAUAGGAGACGCGACACAGCGAGAGCACACAGCCAAUGAAAUUGCCACCAUCAGAACGUUUUGGUCGCUAUAUUUCUUGGACAGAGUCGCAACCCCCAAACUGGGAUGCCCAUCGGGGAUUCCGUGGGACGUUGACUACAUCACUCCUUAUAUCGACACUGUACCGGCGGAUGCUGUUGACAUGGCUGCUCUUACCUUUGACCAUCAAUGUCGCCUAUAUCACAUCCAGCAAAAAUAUAUCGACAUCAUGUACACCUCGAGUUUUGACAGCGCUUCAUCCGCAGAGAAGCAAGCCAUGUAUGCCAAAGCAAACAAUGAGAUGCUAGAGUUUCGGAAGCGAAUUGAUAAACGCCUCUACAUUAGUCGCAGUAAGAAACCGGACAGGGUCCAAGUUGUCUUCUGGAUUUCCUACCACUCCGUCUUGACCAAUCUCCAGCGCCCGUUCCUCAACCCCUUCGACCCCGGCAUGGUUCAAAACGUCCCGGCCGUCUUCCGAUCUGCUACUGCCUCGGCCAUGGCGAUUUCUCGGCUCCUAAGGGCAUUGCAGUCGACAGAUGAAGUCAAGUAUCUGCCUCCGUUUAUCGUACAGCACAUACUGCGAUGCGCUCUAGUACAUGGUCUCGGUCUCUUAGCUGUCGAAGAAUCAGGUGGCCAGCGAGUAUCGUCUGGGAAUUUCUGGUUUUGCUUCCGAAUGCUAGGGGAGCUGAGCAUGGUGUGGAAGGAGCUCAGCGAAGGCACGACGCCAUUUGCGCUCAUGGCCGCGAGGAACUGGGGGUUCAAAGGGGAUGCUUUACCUGGAAUCGAGGAGGCAGACAGUGAAAAAUACAAUGGAGACGAUGGAUACAGUGGCAUUGAGGAUUACGGAAUGGGACUGGGCAUGAGUGAUGAUUUCUUUGGAGUUAUGGGAACGGGUUUUGGGUUAUAG
Trichoderma gamsii is the source of this 3294-nucleotide messenger RNA. RefSeq lists its product as hypothetical. Gene Ontology annotation, molecular function: heme binding; DNA-binding transcription factor activity, RNA polymerase II-specific; zinc ion binding. Bases 1 to 3294 code for a protein of 1097 amino acids. The transcript has 11 exons. Gene Ontology annotation, biological process: DNA-templated transcription; regulation of DNA-templated transcription. NCBI's taxonomy places the organism in Eukaryota, Fungi, Ascomycota, Sordariomycetes, Hypocreales, Hypocreaceae. The record is from RefSeq and is a predicted model, not a curated record.